AUGCAACGCGAUCGUCUCCUUCACUUUGACGCUACGACAGCAAAGCGAACUCAGGUCAUUGAUGACGAGGUGGAUUACUUUGUGAGUGAAGGUGGGGGCGGAGGUGCGGCUCUCUGGCUUGAUCCCCAGACUCGAGCUCGCGUCGCUCGACGCGUGGAGGAAUUGAGGGCUCAACGACACGCUCUUCGUUCUCAGGCCGUCACUGCACUCACCAUCGAUUUUGCCAACAUGACUGCCUUUGAACAAGUAGCUCGCAGCGCUCACUCUGCACGGGUUCUUCCCACAGAGCAGGAUUUGGCACUUUUAGCUACGCCUGUCACUGACAAAUCAGACUCAGUGGGAAUUUCAGACCCUUUUCUCAAUGUCCCAGCCCCUCAGUUUAUACCACCGCAUGGAGGUUCCAAAGUCGCAAAGAAGCGAGUUCAAGGCCCGGAAAGGCACCAACAACAGUUUCGUGUACAGGACACUGACCAGGUGAAGAUUGAAGAUCGCGGGUUAUGCUUGUCUAUGCACCAACCUUGGGCUUCACUUCUUGUUCGUGGUGUGAAAAUUCACGAGGGUCGGUCGUGGUAUUCGGCGCAUCGCGGGCCACUUUGGAUCGCUGCGGCGGCUAAGAAACCAGACGAAGAAGAGGUGCGUGCCAUUGAAGCUGAGUACCUGCGUAGCCGAGGUGCAAAACGUACUGACUUCCCUACCUCCUACCCCACUGGCGUCCUUGUGGGAUGCGUCAAUGUGGACGAAGUUCUGCCUCAGAAGGAAUAUCGAUUAAAGUUCCCUGAUGGCGAAUCGAAGAGUCCCUACGUUUUUGUUUGCUCUGAUCCACGGGAGCUUCUCAUUAAGCUACCAAUGAGCGGGCAGCACAAAAUUUACCGAAUUGAUCCACGCAUUCAUGCGGCCGCAAAGGAGAAUCUCACGUAA
Molecule: messenger RNA, 918 nt
Organism: Rodentolepis nana
Lineage: Eukaryota; Metazoa; Platyhelminthes; Cestoda; Cyclophyllidea; Hymenolepididae
Source: the annotation of a GenBank genome assembly